AUGGAUGGGAAAGGAAAUGUGAGAAAGAAAACGCCGGUUCGGCUCAAUGUUUAUGAUAUGGUUAGUUUUUGAAUUUUUGGUUUCAAAUUCGUAAAAUAAAAAAAAUUUGUUAGAAAAAUUUAUAAUUUUUUUUCAUGAAACUCUACAAUAUUCAGUUACAAAAUAGAAUUAAAAAUAAUUUAUUUUAUAUUCAUCAUAUGUAGAACCCGAUUCUUUCAGUAUUGGUUAAACGAUUAUGCGUCAAACAUCGGGUUCGGCAUUUUUCAUUCGGGUAUCGAAGUUUUCGGCGUUGAAUACGCUUAUGGAGGACAUCCAUAUCAAUUCUCAGGUGUUUUCGAAAAUUCGCCGCAAGAUGCCGAAGAACUUGGAGAAAAUUUCAAGUUCAAAGAAUCGAUUAUUGUUGGCGAAACUGAUUUCACAUCAACUGAUAUUCGCAAAUUUAUCAAAGCGAUGGGAGAAGAGUUUAGAGGAGAUCGGUUCGUUUUUUAAAAAUCUUUGAAAUUUGUGAAGUUACCAUGCGAUUUUCAUUUCAAAUUCAUCAUUCAAAAAUUUUGCAGGUAUCACUUAAUAUCGCGAAAUUGCAAUCAUUUUAGUGCAGUAUUUGCACGAGCUUUAACUGGAAAAGAUAUUCCGGGAUGGAUCAAUCGAUUGGCGAAUUUGAGUGGAAGUAUUCCAUUUUUGGAGAAAUGUAUACCGCAAGAAUGGCUGACACCAAUUGUUUUACAAGCAUCUGUUGACGAGAAAAAACGAGGAAGUAUUGAUUCGGCUGAAGAAGCAACUGAAACAAUGACAUCGAGAGCAGCGUUGAAUGGUUAGUUGGUUUUGUGAAAAAUCAUCAUUGUAAAGUUAUUGAUUUUUUCAAAAUCUACAUGGUAAUUCACAAAAAAUCAUGAUCUAGAAUAGAUCUCUGUUGAUAAUUUUUUAAUUUUAUUCUGAAGUUUUCGUAUCACAUGAUUUAAACCUAAUCUCAUGAAGCUUGAGGAAAUCCUAUUUUUAAAUUGUAAAUUUAAUAAUGAUACGUUUUUAUCUGGUCCCUAGAAUCGCCAUCUCCAUCUGUUUCAAAAAAUAGUGAUUCACUGAAAUUUGAUCAUUUCCGGAAAUUAUCAUGAACGUUCACUUUUGAAAUCCAAAUUUCCGUUCGAUUUCUCACAUCACUUUCAGUAAAUAAGGAAGUUUUAAAAAUCAUAUUUGUUUUUCAGAUUCACGAACAACAAUUCUCGAAAAUCGCACAGCCAGUGGAACUGCAAUAAUGUCAACAUCAACCUCAUCUUCUUCGAAUGUUGAUCGACUUCUUCGAAUGUCUCCAUCUUCAUCUUCAGCAUCAUCUUGUGAUAUUUCAGACUAUGAAGAUGGUUUCGCUUCGCGGAAAUCAUCGACAGAGAAAAAUCGGAGUAAUUCUCCACCAAUUUUUCGAUUCUGGAACACAAUAAAAGCAACAAUCAAUGGAAGUACACAAUCAAUGCCACCACCAACAACAACACCAGCAGCAGUUAUUCCACAAUCAGUUGCUUCAACAGUUGGAAGAGCGACUGUGUCAGCAAGAGAAUCGACAAGUCAAACAGCACAACUUGUUAAACCGACAUAUUCCGAAUGUUAGAAGGUAGCCUUUUGAUGGAUUAUAAGUUAUUAUUAAAAAUGUUGAUAUUUUCAGAAAUCUCAACAAUCAAUCAUAA
Messenger RNA from Caenorhabditis angaria, 1673 nucleotides. Lineage: Eukaryota; Metazoa; Nematoda; Chromadorea; Rhabditida; Rhabditidae. The record is from the annotation of a GenBank genome assembly.